This is a messenger RNA of Hypanus sabinus (Atlantic stingray), 5822 nucleotides long. RefSeq names its product zinc fingers and homeoboxes 2a (gene zhx2a). The record is from RefSeq and is a predicted model, not a curated record. Gene Ontology annotation, biological process: regulation of transcription by RNA polymerase II. The transcript is spliced from 4 exons. The coding region runs from base 678 to 3281 and encodes 867 amino acids. Gene Ontology annotation, cellular component: nucleus. Gene Ontology annotation, molecular function: DNA-binding transcription factor activity, RNA polymerase II-specific; DNA binding. Lineage: Eukaryota; Metazoa; Chordata; Chondrichthyes; Myliobatiformes; Dasyatidae.
CGGUAUCAACAGUUCUCUGCAAAGCAAGUUCCCAGGCUGGGAUGAGAGAUGUGACAGAGGAAGGACGGCGCCGCCGAAGAGAUGGCAACGUUGCCUCCCCCGGUACACACGGCGAGGGAGGUGGCCGCUUGCAUCGUAUGCAAAUACCGGCGCUGACGUUGGGGUCACGUGGCCGGGCGCGGGGGCUGUCUCCCCGAUGUUGCUACAUUCCGUGCUGCGAUUCAUUGUAACCAGGAGAAGCGCUACAAUGUAUCCAGGUCGGGGUGGAAGAAGCUGUUGGAGUAACUGCGUCCCAGAUUGAGAUGGCCAGGACACAUGAGUCAGAACUGCUGAGCCUGUGGCGAGAGUUGGAGGGGCCAGAGAAGAAGCUGAUAUCUCAAUUGCAGGAGGUUGAAGAGACUGCAGGAGCAGUGCAGGCCAUGUGUUUCCGUUUGGAGAAGAUCAAACAGCAGCUACCGAUCGCAGAAAUGAGGAGGAAUACGGAUUCGAUGGAUGAUGUGCUGGAUGUGUGGUAAAAUUCUGCUGUGAUGCGGCCAGACGAGAUGCUAGCGGGAGCUGACGGCAGUCAGUAAAGGCAGAGCUACCGCAACCUGAAAUUGUGCUGGACAGGCUUCCUUCAAGAGACUCUUGGCCUUCACCAAGGCCCUUGGCCAACUGCCCUCAUCUCCCAGCCACUGAUGGCUAGCAAACGGAAGUCAACAACGCCGUGCAUGGUUCGUGCCACAGACGUGAGAGAGCGAGACCCAGACUUGGAGGUCGUUGGGCAGGCUGGUGGCUCCCCGCACCAGUUGUCCGAUAGGAGCUGGCCAGCAGAGAGUGGGAUGAGUGAUGAGGAUCCGGCUUUGGAGAAAGCUGCCUUAGACAGACACCGGACCAGGAAGCUGGAAGGAGGUUACGAAUGUAAAUACUGCACCUUUGAAUCACAGGACUUGAAUGAAUUUACAGAACAUGUUGAUACCCUACAUCCGAAUGUCAUCCUCAAUCCGUUUUACGUCUGUGCAGUUUGUAACUUUACAACAAAAAGGUAUGAUACGUUUACUGAUCACAAUAGCAGGUACCAUCCAGGAGAGACCAGCUUCAAGUUAAAGUUGAUAAAGCGCAAUAACCAGACCAUUCUAGAACAAAGCCUCGACGACCCCGCGAAUGGCAGGAACGCCGAUAAAGAGGAGAUGCCUCCUGCCGGAAUCUCCAUCAGCAAAACACCCAUCAUGAAGAUGAACAAAAGCAAAGUCGACGGCAAGAGGUUAAACACGGUGUCACGAGUGAAAGAUGAAUUUGGCGCCACGCAGGAGAGCAAGGCGGAAGAGAACGCCAAUGGCCCCCUCCACGCUGGUUUGGUUGUUCCAGAGACUGUGAUCAAGGAUGGGGUAGCUCACGUGAUGCCUUCCAUACAGCCACCACCGAACUUCAACCUAAUACCCAAAGUCAUGAUUCCCAUGCACGGCUGCAAGUAUAACACCGCUAUGGACAUUAACAAGAACCUGAUAGGCUCCUUUAACAAGUUCCCCUACCCUACCCAAGCUGAACUGUCCUGGCUGACGGCAGUCUCAAAGUACCCAGAAGAGCAAAUAAAAAUGUGGUUCUCAACGCAACGCCUUAAACACGGCAUCAGCUGGGCUCCCGAAGAAGUGGAGGAAGCCAGGAAGAUGAUGUUUAACGGUACUAUCCAGACGCCAACGAUCACCGUUGUGCCGGCCGCUGCCAAAGGCAACACGCAACAUAUUGUCCAGGCGGGUGUGCCGUGCCAGUUGGUGGGGCAGACGGGUAUUGUGUUGACUCAAGUCGCAAACGGGGCAGCGGCAUCUUGCUCCCCCAUCACCUUGACUGUGGCCGGCAGCUCGAGUCAGGCCCAGUCCCAGAAGCGGGGAAUGCUCUCCUCCCAGGUGGUGGCGGAUUCAAAGCAGCAGGCGAACGUCAUCCAGGUCUGCGCCGCACAGCUGGCGUCGCAAGGCAACUCGGUCUUGUUCUCGCCGGGAAACGUGGACGUCAGCAUCAGCCGCAAGAAGACCAAGGAGCAGAUGGCGGAACUGAAAGCCAGCUUCGCGGUCAGUCAGUUCCCUGAUGACGAUGAGGUUUUCCGGCUGAUGCAAGUCACCAAGCUCUCCCGGUCGGAGAUUAAGAAGUGGUUCAGCGACAACCGUUACCGAACCCAGAAGGGACACUCGAGCCACGCCUCUGCUGAAACCACGGUCACCAUUCCCCAUGAACCUGCUCCUGGCCACGGAGCUCGCAGGUCUGGAUGGAACACAUUCUCUGACCUCGGGUCCCAUAAGUUCAAAGAGAAGAGCGCAGAGCAGCUGAAGGUGCUGGAGGAGAGCUUCCAGAACAGCUCCUUCCCGACGGACGAGGAGAAGGAUAGACUGCGGGUGGAGUCGAAGCUGACCAGGAGAGAAAUAGAUGCCUGGUUUUCUGAGCGGAGGAAACUGCGAGACUCUUUAGAAGGAGGGAUUCUAGAAAUGAGGAAAGCUGACCUGAAGCAAGAAAAUAUAAAAUCAGAGAUAGCCGAAACCGUCCACAUCAAAAUGUCGCAAUCUGCUGCACACUACCUAUCCAAGUCUGGGACUCCCCCUCCAAGUGGAGCACAGCAACAUAUUAAAACCACCAGUCCGAUUGAUAGGACUCAUAAAAAGAGCCAGGAACAGUUACAUAUCCUGAAGAGUGCAUUUGCACGCACUCAGUGGCCAUCUGUGGAGCAGUAUGACACGUUAGUGGUGCAGACCGGACUGCCUCGAAAUGACAUAGUGCGUUGGUUCGGCGACAACAGAUAUGCAAUUAAAAAUGGCAAUUUAAAAUGGCUUGACCAUUACCAAAGAGCGAAUUCAGAUGGUCACAAUGGGCAGAGUAGCUUCAAUGGCAGUGGGGCGCGGGGCAGCAGAGCGCUCAAGAUGGCCGGUGCUUGGAGCAGAGCGGCGCACUCGACGCAAAGCCGGAGCGGUAAGUCGGUCCUGUUGCAGUAUUACGUGCAGCACAGGCAGCUGAAGGAAGAGGACCUGGAUGAGUUGGUGUCAAAGUCCAACAUGAGCUAUGAGCAGGUGAGGGACUGGUUCGCGGAAAAGCAAACGGAAGACGCUAUGGACACGUCCGAGAGCAACAGCAGAGAUGGGCAAUGCAGCGAGGAGGAUGAGCACGAGGACUGGACUAUGGUGGACGAUAUAAGUGAGAAAGAUGACUAUGUCCUGUCUGAGUACACUGGCAACUGGGCUCGUGCGUCACGGUGCAGCUCGACUGGGUUUAAUGAACUGGAUUCAGAAAGCAUGUCUGCCGAGAAUUCGAACAUAUAGCUAAGAAAACCAAAUGAGAACAAAACUGACGCACAUAGCAACGUGUCUAAAGAAAACUACAACUACCAUUUCUAUUCUCUGUGAUGCAAAGAAAGUAACUGAGGCUUUGUCUCGCGCUCUAUAUUGUGUGAAACAGCAAAGAGAGACAGAAUGAAAGACUGACUUACUGUACAAGUAUCUUUCUGAAAGUGAGAGAUUCAAUUCUAUCCACAGUGCCAAAGUUUUACUACUACUGCAAUCAAAAGGGUCUUUGUAAAUAUCUUUUUUCUGUUUUUGAACAGAUUUGUACAAUUUAGCAAUUUUAUUACAUUUAUAAUUGGUGAGAGUUAACUUUACAGAUCAGGGUCUGUUCUUUGCGCCCUCUUGUUUUUUUUAGAUUUAGUAACCACUAUCAGGCUCUUGUUUUGGCAUCUUUUACUGUCACUAUUUCACAACUAGAAGUAAAUAAUAAAAAGAAGUCUGGACCUCCAGCUCAAGGAGGACUGAGAGACUGAAUCUUUUGACAUCUUUUGAUCUCUGACGUACAAAAUGGCAGGAAGAAAAUAUUUAACAAGCACAUUAUUGUUAGCAGCUUUUUAUUGUAAGAGGCUACAUUUAUAAUGGAAUGCAAACUGCUCUAGCCAGCUUCACUCAGCUAGAGAUGUGCAAUAUUGACUUAUUUAUGUCAGUAUGAUAUCAUUAAAGUUGCAGUAACUUGUUUCCUAUCUUUUGCAAAAUUGCAUAUUCAGAUAAUAAACUGUGUUGUCCCCGGUUUGCAUUUUUGUUGUCAUUCUAGUCGCUUUCAAAAGUUUGGAGACUUGUUGACAGUGUCUGAGUGAGAUUUUUGGAGUUGGUCUGAUGGGUUUAUGCUGUUAACAGCUGCUGAAUGGCACACAUCUGACUUUGUGAUCUCCCAUAAGACCUCAACUUGCAUCUCAAUUAUGAAUUCAGAUUCUAUCCUGAUUAUUGUCUAGGAUCACUGCAAGAUAAGAGACUGCUCAUUCCAAACAGAUGCCAAAUAAAUUUCUUUUCACAGAAGUUAGUGAAUCUCUGGAAUUCUUCAUCCCAGAGGGUGUGGUGGCCAGAUCACAGAGGUUUUUAAGGUAGAGGCAGCUGAAUUUUUGAAAGGCGAGGGAAAUGCCACAGAAGAGGAGUUGUGAACGGUGUUAAUCAACCAUCAUCAUCAAAUUGAGUGAUGGGGCAGGCUUGAGAGGCUUAAUUUGCCUGUUCUCUAUAAUUCUAUUAAAACUCAUUCAAGGUGUUAGUCAUGAAUUCAAUCUCCAUCCUGGUUAUUGUCUGAUUAAGUAACAUUGCAAAGGGAAAGUAAUCACAUUUCAAUCAAGAACUCUAAACAGCCACUUGCAAGGGGUGGCUUUUUGCAGUCAGAGUAUUACAGCAAUGAAACAAGCUCUUUGGCCCAUCUAGCCUAUGUUGACCUGAUCUUCUACCUAGUCCCAUCUACCUGCACCUGGAUCAUAUUGCAACGAACUCCUCCCAUCCAUGUACCUUUACAAACUUCUCUUAAUUAUCAAUUGAACCCACAUCUACCUUUCCAAUGGCUGCUCAUUCUACAUCCACACCGCCCCCUCAAGUGAUGUGAAGAAGUUCUGCUCAGACUCCCCUUAAACUUUUAACUUUUCACUCUAAACCAAUUACCUCUAAUUCUAGUCUCUGCCAACCUGAGGGGAAAAUGCCUGCAUGUAUGCACCAUAUCAAUAUUACUGGCUAAUUUUGUACACAUCCACAAGAUUUCCUCUCAUUUUCCUGCACUCCUUUUCAACCUUACCCUAAAUCUUGCACUCAAGUCAUAGCAACAUCCAUGUAAAUGUUCUCUGCAUUCUUUCAAGCUUAUUGAUAGUUUCCUGUAAGUAGGUGAUCGGAACUGUAUAUCAUACUCUUAAAUUUGGCCUCAACAGUGCCACGUACAACUCCAACAUAACAUCCUACCUUCUGUACUCAGUGUCCUGAUUUAUGAAGGCCAACGUGCUAGAAGCUCUUUACAAUCCUACCUACCUAUGAUGCAGCUUAGAAGAAUCGUGGACCUGCAUUCCCAGGUCCCUUUGUUCUACAACAGAGCUCAGAGCCUAUCAUGCACUAUGCAAGUCUUACCCUGGUUUGUGUCCCAAAGUGCAACACAUUAUACUUUCUGCAUUAAAGUCCAUCUUGCCUUUUUUUUUCAGCUCAUUUCCCUAGCUGGUCCAGAUCACACUUCAGGCUUUGAUGGACUUCCUUGCUGUCCACUGUACCCCUAAGGGACUGGUUUAAUUGGAGUGUGGGAUUAAUUGCAAAAAAAAAGAAAAGCAUUAUGGCUUGUAUUUAAAAAUUGGACUGUUGAGAGUUAUAAGUUACACUGGAAAAAUGAUCCUACCACUUUUAAAAUUGCUAAGUUACAGUUAAAUAUGUGAAAAUAAUAUAGCCUAAUACAUCAAAGAACAAUGAAUGUGAUUACACUGAUUUAAUAACAAACUGCUAGUGGCUCCAAAUAGUUAUAUUUAAUAGAAUGUCACUUAAUUUAUUAUGCAUAUUAAAUCUGCAUGUGUUUUAUUAACAACCAUCCCAGCU